AAUUAGUGACCGAUGCAAGUCGUAGAAAAUUCGUUGCUGCCAUAAUUUUUGCGUAAGAUGUCCGCAUUCGAUUCUUUGCUGGACAUUGUUUGGCAGGUUGCUAGAAGUGAGGAAGACUUCCUGACAACGUUUGCAAGGUUACAAGGUGACAGGCAACGAGCAGAAAAGAUCCUUGCAUUACCUCAACUCCAAGACUUCUGUGUGACAGAUGACUUCUCUGGUAAAUGUGAAACACGAGCAGAGGCCUUGCGGCUUCUGGGAGAUAGGUGUUAUCUAGAGACCACAGCCUCGACCUCAGAAUCAGCCGACGUCAAGGCAGCGUUAGAGCUAUACACUUCAGCCAUCAAGUUAGCACCUCAUGGAAGUCGGAGCCUUGCUCACAGUUACUAUGGUCGCAGUCAAGUGCUUCUACGCUUAGGUUAUACAAGUCUAGCUCUGGAGGACGCAGAAAGGGCUCUCAGGUUGAAAUUACCUCAGCAAGAUGCCAUCAAACUACUGGUCCUUACCGCAGUCUUCCAUCAACAAACCCGUGCUUGGAUCCAGGCCGAAGAAUCACUCCAUGAAGCUUUGGACAAACUACGAAAUUCGGGGUUGGAAAAUAAUAUCAAGGCGACAAUGGCUGGAGAAAUUAUUUGUCAGCUUAAAACCAUCAACGAAAGUAAAGAAGAGGACAAAUCAAAGAGUAAACCAAGGAAAAAAGUUGGAACAAAGUCUCCUGAGGCUAGACCCAGGGUCUCCGAGGUGCCAGACCUGACAUAUGGGAAGAACGCUAACAUGCCUGCAGCAUCUGCAGCGCUCAGAUUGUGCCAGUCCCUGGAGAAGGGACGCUACAUGGAAGCCACCAGGGACAUCAAGAUGGGCAGUGUAUUGAUCGUGGAGGCACCUUACGCGUGGUCUCUCUCGCGCGAAGCUAUGGUUGAGCACUGCCUGCACUGUUGUCGUCUGGUACAAGCGCCCGUCCCCUGCACAGAGUGCACCACGGUUUCCUAUUGCUGCGAAGAAUGUCGAGAUAACAGCUGGCAACAUUACCAUCGCUUUGAGUGCCGUGUACUCAAUCAUUUGCUGAGCGCCAAGGAACUAAGCAAGAUGGCCUUACUGGUUUACCGCACCGCAGUAACAGCUUAUGGCGGGGUAGGUUCUACAAAGCCUGAAGACAACGUGGCAUCUGGUAAGGACACUAAAGUCACAAAGCAUUAUUCGGCCCAGCUGCUAGAUUCGACUUCUACAGAACAAGAAGCAUGUACGUUGUUGAACAGUAUCAAUACGACACAGCGAUUUCCGUUUCUGUCCAACGACUAUGCUUCAGUGUACGGUCAGGUGACGAAUUCUUCCUCGCGCACUCCAGCAGACAUCUUGAAAAGGACAACAACUGCGUUUUUUCUCAUGCGAUGUUACAGUCAUAUCGCGCCGAAUACGGUUAAUGAAGUAGAAAUGACUACAACGUUACUUCGACAUCUUCAGAGUUGUUCGUGUAACGCUUAUCAGAUCACAGAACAAAUUCUGACUGAUGGCAACGUACGCAGUGCGCAAGAGAUUGAACUUGGAGGAGCUGUGUACCCAACAAUCAGCCUCUGCAACCACAGUUGCAGUCCAAACGUGGUUCGUCAUUCUUAUGGGAAAACGUGCAUUGUGAGAGCAGUAAGGCCCAUCAAAAAGGGAGAAGAGAUUCUUGACAAUUACGGACCUCAUUUCUUAUCAAAUAAUUUAGAAGAAAGACAUAAAGACUUACAUACACAAUAUUUCUUCAAAUGCAACUGCAAAGCGUGUUCAGAGAAAUGGCCAACUGUGGACAAACUACAGUUUCAAGUUACUCAGUACAAAUGUAUUCAUUGUUCCGUGAAUAUUGGGUCUAAUUUAUCGAAACUGAAAAUAUGUUUUAACUGUAAGAAGAAAUGUGAUUAUGGUAAGAUAGCAAAAAGGCUUCAGAUUUUGUCCGGAGAAUAUAACAGAGCACUAGAAGACCUCCUGCAGGGGCGUUUACAUGAAUGUCUGAGGACCUGCAUAGAAUAUUGCGAUGCGAUGGACCGAGUGGUGAUUCAUCCUAAUAAACAGUUCGUGAACUGCCAGCAGGCCGUCACCCUCUGCUGGAGCUUGUUGGGUAACACCAGCACACAAAAAUAAAAUGACAGGAAAUUCGUUGCUUUGCAUCAUUUAACUUGUUAAAAGAUCUCAUUUUAAAGGAUUACAAGGUGUGUCUCUCCCCCGCUGCUUGUCAUCGUCACAUGCAGCUCGCUUAACUCACAAGAAAUGCAAUUCGGCUACCAAAGUAUAGAUACUUUCCAAACAAUAGGGACUAGCUGCAUCGGUCGGGCCCAACUGAGUAGGUUUACAUGAAGACGGAGAGAGAAUCCAGUCAACGAAAUGUUGUGUUUUGAAUAAAAACAGGAUCAUAAAUAACGACCAAAAACCAAUAAUUGCUCCUAUCCAAGUGAAUUUUAGUAUCCAAGAAUUUGGAACAAACAUGGUUAUGUCCGUUCCUAAUGUACGAGUAGUUAUGAUACGAAAAUGGCAAAGUUAAACCUCUGCUUAAUUAAGCACCAAACCAUGAAAACAUAAGGGGUGAAACAAAAACAUGUAUGUCGUGUGGUUCUUAACUUAUAAAUCUCAUGAAAAUGGUGAACAUGCAGAAAACCUCACGCCAAAUGGCUGAGGAAAACCAAAAAAUUGAAGAACUUCAAACAAUUACGUGUACCUAACAGCACGGUACUUGGAGGACGUUAUAAUCUGUGAAACAGUGGCACAAAGUGAUUCAGGCCUGUUUCUGAGCAGCAUAAAAUUAAGGCUAUUCUCUUUCUGAAACUUCUGAAUUUACAUCUAUCAGCCAGUGUGAAUUUAAACACUCUUCCACAAGAAAGGAUAUAAAUUGCUCCACUGUCA
Molecule: messenger RNA, 2877 nt
Organism: Cryptotermes secundus
Lineage: Eukaryota; Metazoa; Arthropoda; Insecta; Blattodea; Kalotermitidae
Product: SET and MYND domain-containing protein 4
Exons: 5
Coding region: 58-2121 (687 amino acids)
Molecular function (GO): protein binding
Source: RefSeq, a predicted model, not a curated record